UGCUGAUCACCAUCAUCAUCAUCAUCAGCGCCGCAUCCUUUUUUUCACAUUAAAACUUUGUUUAUUUCUUUGAACAUUGAACGACGACGACGACGACGACGACUUGAAAGCAAAUCAACCAACCAUCAUCAUCAUCAUCAUCAAACCGGUAAAUCUAAAACAGUGAAGGGAAAUCAUCAUCUUCAGUUCAUUCAAUAUGUUCGGGUUGUUGUUUUCUUGCUAUUUAUGCAUCAUUCAAAGUAUUGCGGUAUAUCCAAGAGGGGCAACAACAUGAAAUCAAAAAACUUGAUUUUACCUGGUUUUUUGUUUGCUGGCAAACACACAUGUGAAGGAUUUGAACAACGACAGGAACAAGUUAAAUUCAAACAACAACAAGAAAAAGAAGAUCUUAAAUUGAAAAUGAUCAUCGGACAAGUUUUACUAAUGUUGAUGUUUGGCUUGGUUUGGUGUGUGACUUAUGUCAAUCUUCUUAAAGAAGAGAAGAGAGUUUUAUGUGGCCAGGUUUUACCUGAACAUCGUUCGAGUGGUAAAAUUUUAAAUGAAAAAAAAUUAAUGUUGAAUCGAUCACGAUUGAUUCGAUCGAUUCUUCAAUUCAAUUUUGGAUACCGAAUCCUGUUACUAUCAAAUAAUGAAAAUAUAAAACUAACUUGGAAAAAAUGUUCAAAAGCUAAACUUGUAAAGGAAAAUUCAUGUUUUUUGAUUCAGUCACUUGAAGCAACAGCAACAACAAGUGUAAUGUAUUGAAGGUGGAUGUAAAGCCGACAGUAAAGAAAAUAAAGUACAAUCGAUCAUUUCUAUUCGUGUUAUUGCAUCAAUCAAUCAAUCAAUCAAUCGAUCAUUGCAUCAGUUGGGAAGAUGGUCUCUCUCACUUGGUC
Messenger RNA from Dermatophagoides pteronyssinus (European house dust mite), 875 nucleotides. RefSeq lists its product as uncharacterized. The record is from RefSeq and is a predicted model, not a curated record. Lineage: Eukaryota; Metazoa; Arthropoda; Arachnida; Sarcoptiformes; Pyroglyphidae.